This is a messenger RNA of Racocetra fulgida, 775 nucleotides long. NCBI's taxonomy places the organism in Eukaryota, Fungi, Glomeromycota, Glomeromycetes, Diversisporales, Gigasporaceae. The record is from the annotation of a GenBank genome assembly.
GCUUUUACAAGUUCAAUAUGCUUUAGAUUAUUUGCAAUUAACUUUUUUUCUCAAUCAGUCAACGGUUCACAGCCAGACCGCUCUUGAAACUUUUCACGAGGAUAUGGUGCAUGAUGCACAACUCGAUUAUUAUGGGAAGAGAUUAGCAACUUGUUCUUCUGAUCGUUCUAUUAAAAUAUUCGAAAUUGAAGGAGAAAAUCGUCAGGAAAUUGUGACAUUGAAAGGUAUAUUAGCCUCAUGUUCAUAUGAUAGUAAAGUUAUUAUUUGGAAAGAACAGAAGGGUUCUUGGAAAAAAAUCAAGGAAUAUACAGGGCAUACAGCUUCUGGUAUGAUAAGAUUAGUACAGGUUGGAGACCUAAAUGAGUUUAUUAUUUUAAAAGACGAUGGUUCAUGGGAUGCACGUACUUUUGAAGCACACACCAUCGGUGCUAAUUCGGUCAAAGACACUAAUGAAUGGAAAGAUGAGGAAACUUUAGAAGGACACACAGAUUGGGUACGUGAUGUCGCGUGGGCUCCAAAUGUUGGCCUUCCAAAAAGCUAUUUGGCUAGUUGCUCUCAGGACAAGACUGUCUUUAUUUGGACCCAAGACACGCCAAAUUCUACAUGGAAUAAAAAACCCCUUCGUAAUGAUAAGUUCCUUGAUGUUGUAUGGCGAGUUAGUUGGUCUCUGUCUGGCAAUGUGCUUGCGGUUGCCUGUGGCGACAAUAAAGUCACCUUGUGGAAAGAAAACUUAAAAGGUGAAUGGGAAUUAUUGAGUGAAUUGGCUGAACAAUGA